AUGGCGGACGCCGGUGUCUCGAAGACAGACAUUCGCACAGCUAUGUGGAAUCCGGGCGGUUGGAAAAGCUUGUUGACGUUUUUUGUGCUUGCCUUGGCAUGGUUGGCUGGGUUUAGCUCACGUUUAUUCGCUGUUAUUCGAUUUGAAAGCAUAAUCCAUGAGUUCGAUCCUUGGUUUAACUACAGGGCCACACACCAUAUGGUGGAAAAUGGGUUUUAUAACUUCCUCAACUGGUUUGAUGACCGGGCUUGGUACCCUCUUGGGCGUAUCGUUGGGGGAACGGUGUAUCCCGGGCUGAUGGUGACAUCGGGGUCAAUCCACUGGCUCUUACACACUCUAAAUAUACCUGUCCAUAUCAGAGACAUCUGUGUAUUUCUAGCCCCCGUUUUCAGUGGCCUGACAGCAUUGGCAACAUAUUUCCUGACAAAGGAAGUAUGGAAUUCUGGGGCAGGAAUGUUUGCUGCCUGUUUCAUAGCCAUAGUACCUGGGUAUAUAAGCCGGUCAGUAGCAGGCAGCUAUGAUAAUGAGGGUAUAGCUAUAUUUGCACUUAUGUUCACAUAUUACUUAUGGAUAAAAGCAGUCAAAACGGGUGCUUUGUUUUGGGGCAUUUGUUCAGCAUUGUCAUAUUUUUAUAUGGUGUCUGCCUGGGGAGGCUAUGUCUUCAUCACAAACCUCAUCCCUCUCCAUGUCUUUGUUCUGCUGCUCAUGGGGCGGUACUCAAAUAGAAUUUUUGUAGCAUAUACAUCAUUUUAUAUCGUGGGCCUCAUCUUGUCCAUGCAAGUUCCAUUUGUUGGUUUCCAGCCUAUUAGAACCAGUGAACACAUGGCUGCUGCAGGUGUGUUUGCACUACUGAAUGCCUAUGCGUUACUUAAGUACAUGCAGUCACUGCUCACAAAAAGAAUUCAGUACUUGUUUUAUGUGUCGGUGGUUGUGGCUGCUGGGGUGGUCUUUGUGGCUGUGGUCGGCCUGACCUGGGCAGGUGUGGUGGCUCCAUGGAGUGGACGAUUCUACUCUCUCUGGGACACAGGUUAUGCUAAAAUUCACAUCCCAAUCAUCGCCUCCGUCUCUGAACAUCAACCCACAACUUGGGUCUCCUUUUUCUUCGACCUUCACAUUCUAGUUUGUACAUUUCCGGCCGGAGUUUGGUUCUGUAUAAAGGAGAUCAAUGAUGAGCGUGUUUUUGUUAUUCUGUAUGCCAUUAGUGCCUCUUACUUUGCCGGUGUUAUGGUCCGCCUGAUGCUCACCCUAACCCCCAUAGUCUGUGUCCUGGCUGCCAUUGCCUUCUCCAAAACCAUGGAGCUCUAUCUGAAGGAUGACGGACCCAAGCCAUUACAGAAGGAAGAGAAGAACCCAGAGAACAAGAAUGAGCGGCUCUAUGACAAGCCUCAAGUUGGGAAGACAAAGAAAGUGCGCGAGGACAAACCUAAGGAGCAGGAGUCUGUGGGGAUGAACAUAAAGAGUGUGAUUAUCAUAGCCCUGCUCAUGAUGCUCAUGCUGUUUGCUGUCCACUGUACUUGGGUCACCAGUAAUGCCUACUCCAGCCCCAGUAUUGUACUCGCCUCUUACAACCAUGACGGGAGUCGAACAAUUCUUGAUGACUUUCGUGAGGCUUAUUUCUGGUUGCGUCAGAACACUCAUGAUAAGGCCCGCGUAAUGUCAUGGUGGGAUUAUGGGUAUCAGAUAGCAGGCAUGGGCAAUCGGACGACGCUAGUGGACAAUAACACGUGGAAUAAUAGUCACAUAGCCUUGGUAGGAAAAGCUAUGUCCUCCAACGAAACAGCUGCUUACAGCAUAAUGAGGAUGCUGGAUGUUGAUUAUGUCCUUGUCAUCUUCGGGGGUGUGAUUGGUUACUCUGGAGAUGACAUCAACAAAUUCCUCUGGAUGGUCCGUAUUGCCGAGGGAGAGCAUCCCAAAGACAUCAGGGAGUCUGAUUACUUCACCCCACAAGGAGAGUUUCGUGUGGACAGUGCCGGCUCCCAGACUCUCCUCAACUGUCUGAUGUACAAACUCUGCUAUUACAGAUUUGGUCAGCUUCAGCUGGACUUCCGUACCCCGGCUGGUUACGAUCGGACUCGAGGCGUGGAGAUUGGGAACAAAAACUUUGAGCUGACCCAUCUGGAGGAGGCAUACACCACAGAGCACUGGUUGGUCAGGAUAUACCGUGUCAAGGACAUCGCCAACAGGGACAGUAUUAAACCCAAGAAAAAGAGGUCCAGCAAAAAGAAAUACAUAUCUAAAAAGACAAGUAAAAAAAGGAAAGGAUUUAUCAAAGACAAGCCAAAAGUUGUGAAAGGUCAGAAGAAAUCAAAGGUCAAGACUGGUCGACCUUGAACCCAACAGUGCAGGUUGAUGGUUAAGCAAAGAUGUAGGUGUAACCAGGUGAUGCGUAGAGAGACAUGCAGCAGUCCAUCUACCGGGUAAUAAGAUGACCAGUGCUACAGCUUACACCACUGAGCAAAUUUACAGUUUUAAAUAUACCCCUGUGAAGUUAUGUGUAAAUUACGUUUCUCCCCUACCCCGCAACUCUGCUCUCCUAACACAUACAAUGUACUUUUGACUUUACUGGACAUAAAAAAUUUGUUACUUUUUGAAACAUGUAUGUACCAGUACGUGGUAACUAAAAAAACUGUGUAAAGAUCAUGGAUGAGGUUGUUCCUAUCGCAAAUAGAGAUGGCACAGUAAAUGCAUUUAUGUUGGUUUUGACUCUGACCAAUGGGAUCAGUUGUUACCUAGGAUAUAUUGACCAGCACCACAACAAUCAACAGCUUAUACCUCUAAAUGAAAUAGAUGUAUGUCGUUGUGUUGUACAUGAGUUUAUGUAAAUAGAUAAGAUUUAUUGUUAACAUUUGUGUACAUGUAGACUCUUUCAUUUUUGCAUAUGUUUUCAUAAAAAUUGGCUUACAAGCAUAUUAUUUGCUUGGUACUGCUUCAGAGAUUGAACUUUUUGCUGCACUAGUGCGAGGUAUUUAGACUAAGAGUCAACUGUAUCCAAGAAUGACUGUCCUACAAAUUUGCUUUGUUAACACUGCUGAUGCUUCAUUAUUUCAAUACAAUUCCUUGAAAAUUAUUUUGCAUUUCACGAAAAAAAAACCCCGAAAAACCUGUCCUUGCUUUACUUUCCGAGACCUUCCUAUUCACUCCUUUGUUCGUCUCUGAUAGGUGGAGUAGAUUUUAUACUUGUGAUGGUAGGAGCCAGGUUGUAGCUCCAUGCUUGAGCUGUCAGACAGACACUAAAAAUAUAUACAUGUAUGUAGAGCAAUAUUUAUGAAAAUCAAGUAUUUGCUAGGUCUCAUUUUCAUUAUUUUCCAGAUGACAUGUUUGUUGAUUUUGCUGUUGAGGUAUGAUGGGAGAGUUAGGUGUGUCAGUGUUGUAAACAUACAGGGGUGAACCUUGAAUGUGUAUAUGUCAUGUUAUAUGUAUUCUUUCACGGUUGCACAGUGGAUGUAUAUAUCAUAUUGCAGAUGGCCUAAUAAAGCCUUCUCAACAGGA
Molecule: messenger RNA, 3489 nt
Organism: Liolophura sinensis
Lineage: Eukaryota; Metazoa; Mollusca; Polyplacophora; Chitonida; Chitonidae
Product: dolichyl-diphosphooligosaccharide--protein glycosyltransferase subunit STT3B-like
Biological process (GO): post-translational protein modification
Cellular component (GO): membrane
Molecular function (GO): dolichyl-diphosphooligosaccharide-protein glycotransferase activity
Source: RefSeq, a predicted model, not a curated record